Molecule: messenger RNA, 12463 nt
Organism: Pelobates cultripes (western spadefoot toad)
Lineage: Eukaryota; Metazoa; Chordata; Amphibia; Anura; Pelobatidae
Source: the annotation of a GenBank genome assembly
UGUCAGUUGAAGCUGAGAUGGACAGAUUAGAAUCCUGAAGACUCAUGAUUGCCAUUUUUUUUCUUUUGUAAAUAAAUAGUGGGCAACAAGUUCUUCCACAGAGCAAAGAAUUUCAAAAAUAGCUUGAGGUUAAAAUUUGAGAAAAAAAAAGAUCUAAGAUAGCAAUAAAAAAUUUUUUUAAAGAAAAUAUAUAUUUUUUUAUUCCUCCCAGCAAUUUUUCUUGCAAUCGAUCCUGGAAGAGCUGAUUUUGCGUUGGGGGGUCUAACAUUGGAAUAAAAUCUUGACAAUGGAGGACGAAGUGAAAUGGGCCACAGAACUUAUUGACCAGAAGUUGGAAAUCGAAAAUGCAAACGAGGUGAGUCACAUUUUGUAAUAAUGUAGCAAGCUGUAAUAAUCAGUUGCAUGGACUUAACACAUUAAAUUAUUCUAGAAAUUCAUGACUUUGUAAAUUCUUGGCUUUUGGAGAACUAUCCAUCAACAGCUUUAAGCUCCUGCUACCCAUAGCUAAAAAAUGUUUAGCUAUAGAGAAAAACCCCAAAUGUGCAGCAUAGUUAAGGUUUAUUUGAUUAAACGUAUUUGUGCUAAAAAUGUUCUCUAACUUAGGAAAUCAGGUUAUGAAAUUUCUGUAAUAGUUCAUGGACUGAAUAGGACUAAAAUUAUGUUAGUGAAAAGUGUUUUUGUCUAUCCCUAGGUUCUACAAAACUAUAAUGUUUUACAUACAAUGUUAAAACUAAAGGACCACUGCACCCAGACUAAUUCAUUGAGAUGAAGUGAUCUGGGUGCCUUUAGCGGUCAUUUAAAGUAAUCCUGUAUGUACAUCUAUAGCCACUUAUUGAUAUCUAUAAAGAGAGAUCCAUGUAUCUGUAAAAUAUAUUAUAAAUAAAUAAAUAUGAAAUUUGCACAAUAAAUGAGAACAGUGUUAAAUCAUCCUUCAAACAGUGAGCUCUUGAGAAUAUUCGGCUGCAGACUAUACUGCCAACUCACUUAAAGUGACCUUGCUAACUCUUGCUCUGUUAUGUCUAAAUUUGAUUGUCUAUUUACUAAAUGUAUUGUGUCCCCAUUGUACAGUGCUUUAUGGAGCUUUAUAAAAAAUACACAAUACUAUUAUUAUCUAAUGAAGGAUUUAAAAAAAAAUAUUAUUCUCUGUUUUAAAUUGGUGGAUUAAUUGUUAUGUUUCUAGUCUGAAGAUCGAAUAUAUUAACAAUAUUUAGUCUUUUAAUAGAGUUGUUUGAAAAUAUAUUUGCGCUUUGUAUUCACUGAGCAAAGUUUCAUUACAUACGUAGAUAGCAAGAUUUCCAUUUAUUCUAAAUAACAAAACUGAGAGCCCUAAACAAAAGGUAUUCAAAUGAAAAUGCUUGUCAAUCUAUGGACGAACGAAUCGAUAUGUUAGCGAAACUCUCCAGGUUGGUCUUCAUGAAUUAACAGGUGUUCUAUUUGUUUGAUACAGUUGAAAGAGAUUUGUGCUCAAGUCCUGAAACAAAUACAAGGGACAAUCAAAGAAAAUAUGACAUGUAAAUUGAUUCUCAAUAUUAUUUUUUGGUGCAUAUGCGCUACAUGCUAUACGGCCGAGUCAAUAUAUAGAUGUUUAAAUGCAGUUAUUCAAUGAACAAAUAUCCAUUGAUAAAUCAGGUAUUGGCCAACUUUAGUUAAAUAUAAUUACUUACACAAAUGACUUUUGUUAAAUACAGGAUAGGAUAGUAGUAAUGCUGAUUCCUGCAGAUGUUUUUUGCAUUGUUACAGAUUUUUUACACAUUGAAUUGUUUUAUGAUACAGAUAAUGAAACCUCGCUUUCGGAAAAUAGGAGUGAUCGAAAUAGAUUCUGAUCAUUUAAUAGAUGAGAAACACAAGACACCGGUGAAUAGAAACCUUGCAAAUCUCAAGGUAAAAUGACUAAUUACUUUUUUUUUUUUUUUUUUUGAUGGCCAACGUCUAAAACAGAAAAUAAAAAAAUAAAACAAUUCUGUUCUUACUCGCCCUUUGACUUUGUGCAUGAUUAUGGGAAUAUACAGAAGCCUUUUUUUUUGGACCAUUUAACCCUCUAAUUAAUAAGUUAUUGCUACAUAAAAUACAAAAAUACAGUAAAACAACUAAUGAAUAUUUGAAACACAUUGUAACAAAUUGCUAACCAAAGGAGAACAAAUUAAAAUCUUGUAUAUAGAUUACAAUGGGUUAAGGGUUAAAAGGGGUUAAAAAUUAUGUUAUUUAGUUUCUAUUUCUGAUAAUGUCUCUAUUGCAAGGGUAAUGUAAUUCUUGAAAACAAAUUACUAAUUUAAAGGGAUAAAACUCAUAAACUGCAUGACCUAUAUGUUUAAAUUUAGCCUGUGUAUGCACAGGGUUGGGAGCGAAGGGGGUUUAUUAAGAAAUAUGCACAGCAGAAGGGUAAGUGAGGUGUAUUAUCUGCUACGAUAGCUGUCACAAUACAUUCUUGGUACAGCCUUUACUUCCCAAAAGGAUGCAAAAAAACUUAUCUAAAUUGACAUCAAAUAAAUACAUGUUACCAUUACCCAGAUAAAAUUGACUAAUUUCAUUGAUCCCAAAAGAAUGAAAGCCUAAGUAUGCCCUUCCAGGAAUAGAAUAUUCAGUUUGGUUGGCACGUUAACCAACAGAGAUCUCUUAGCUCAGAUUCAUGUUAUAUUUUCUUGGUAGAAAUGAACUGUUGCAAGCACUGUGUAUAUCCACAGGGUGAUGAACGGGUACGGAAGACUUCUGUGGAUCUAAGAAAUGAAAUCAUAGAUGUCGGUGGGAUCCAAAAUCUCAUUGAAAUCCGCAAGAAGAGACAAGAGAGGAAGAAGAGAAAGUCUCAGAUAAUAGUUUCAGAGCCCGAGCCCGAACCAGAGGAAAUUGUAAGUGCCUUUAUCGUCAAAGAACGAAAAAAACGUUUAGUUGCUUAUUUUGCAUGUAUUUAAAUUACUGUGACAUUAGUGCUGCAAUAUCUAUAAAUGUAGCUAAUAAUUCAUGCAGCAUUGUACAUACACAUCAUGUUAUCGGAGAAUUUAUUACAUUACUGGAAGAGUUUGAUUAAGGAAUAACCUUUGGAGAUUGUAGCAAAUUGAGGGACUUUAAACAUGUAUGUGUAGGGUUAAUCUGAAUAAAAGAAUAAAACAUUUCUGGAAACAGUUGAGUGCAAACCAUACAGAUGAUAAAUGGGGCCAAGCAAAUUCAUGCUUCUGGGACACCUAUCUACCUCCUGGACCCUAGGUGGCUGCCUAUGGUCACUCUUUACUUAAUCUUCUGUGUACUGGCUGGGCAAAUCUGAUUUUACUUUAAAAUUUGGCCUAUAAAAUCUAAAACCCCAAUUUAAAUGCCUUUUUCUUAGAGUUUGAAUUAUGAAAAACGUAUAGUUCUGACUUACUAAAAUUAUGGUUAUGUGGUUGAUGUAGGGCCCUUAUUAGGCCACAGAACAUGGUAUUAGAUAUAAAAAAACUGAAAAUAUGCACUAUAGUCUUGCUUAUUUUGUUUAGAUCUGUGUAUGUAUAACUGAACUCGGAUUGGAGAAAAUGCUAAGCAGAAAUCCAUUAAAAUAAAAUGCCAUUAGAAUAAUAUGAAUGAGUAUAUACAUGGACUUUUUGUUAUGUUGUCUACGUAUGGACACUUCUAUUUUAUAUGUCACUGCUUGCACUUUAGACAGGACCGGUCAGUCCCGAAGCGUUUCUCAAGGCUGCAGUUGAAGGCAAGAUGAAUAUAAUUGAAAAGUACUUGGAAGACAGUGGAUCUCCAGACACUUGUGAUGAGGUAGGCCUAAAAAUAGAGUGCCCUGGGAUAUUCUGCUUGGCUUGGGUCUGACAGUAUGUGGUCUGAGGCUUUCUUGGACACCAAACGGAAUUCCAUUUUGUAGUCUGAGAUGGGGUCUCUCACUCCAAGGCAUGUUUCUUGGUUCGAUUAUGUAAUGACAUACAGCAUUAUCACUAAAGGUUACUGGUGACCAGAUUAGAACCUGCUGAGGGACUUCACACAUUCCCAAGCGUAGUAAAAAAAAAUGAUCUGUUUGUUUGAGUCUUAUUUUAGUGUUGUUUUUCAACACAUUAAUAAAAAGAUUACACGAGUACAUGUGACUGGUAAGGUCCGUGGCCACCGGUUUAACUGACAUAUUAGAGAUAUUUGCACAGUGUUUUGACACAUAAGGAAAUUUUUUACACCAAACUAAGGAAGUUUAUUGGGAGACUAUCAUGGAAAAAUAACAUUCAACAAUAUGUAAUCAUUUCUACUUUGCAAGGUUGCAAUAGCUAUAAUUACUUAUUUAAGAAAAUAAAAAAUAAAAAUAAAUGUUUUUUACCCCCUCCAUGUUCCCUUGAGUAAAUCCCUGAAACAGUCACAGACAAUGUAACUGAUGUUUGCUGAAUAUUCAGCAAACACAGCAGGUCAGAUUGGCGGUGGGAGGUGUAAAAUGCUAAAUAAAAUAAUAUAUGUUGCAACAUACUAAAAGAUAAAUCUCCCUACUAAGUACUAUCCCCGAUCUUUGUCGCACUAAAGUUCACUCCCUCUUGUCCCCCUCUCAAACUCUUUGGGGCAGGCGGAGCUGGGAGAAACCGGGAAACACACACCGCAGACGUGGCAUAGCUUAACACCAACACAACUAAUAGCCACCAACAUAUAUAGAAAAUAGUGACUUUGGAACAGCCACACGCACUAAAGAGAUGUCAUUAACGACACUGCCCACACCUAGAUUGCUAUAAAUGCUCCCCACAUUACUGAAUUUAAGGAUCAGUAGAUGUUAGUAUAACACAGGUGACACGUGCACCUGGAUUGCAGUAGACAUGUCGGUGAUGGGAUGCCUACUACUGGUAGGGAUACAGGAACACAAGCUAGAUAAUAUUAUAGACGGAGACCUAACUUACACACCAAAACGAUGCAAUGAUAAGUCACUAAACCUACUACAAUAAUUAAGCCUUGACAACCUCACUCACACACUGCAUAUAAAAGCGGAAAAAAAGAUGAAUCACCUUUAAAUUGUAGUGGGUUACCUUAAUACAAAGAUUCUAAAUGCAGGAGUAUUUUUGUUUAAAAGGAUAUUCUAGUUAUCUUAAUCUUAAUGAAGUGAUUUUGGAACAUAUAUACCACCCUUGCAACCUUGCACUUGAAAGCAGUACAGUUGCUGAGAAGUGGAACGGAUUACAUUUUGCAAUCCCCGCAGACCUAGUAGCUGUCAAUCAGAGACCCAGUAGAGGCUUUGGAUUAAAAUAGAUUGAAUAAUUGAAUCUAUUUUGUCUUGUGUUAGAAUGCAAGUUAUGCUGACACUGGAAGCUGGGUGAGCAUGCAAUGCUUCUCAUAAAGAAACUUUGAAUUCCAUGCUUCUCUGGAUUGUCAGAUCACGGAGUUUGCUGAACAUGUGCCGCAUGUUCAGGACGGUUACUCUAUCAGCCUUAAAUCUAAACACUUAAACUUGCUGAGCAAACAUAAAAUAUAUAUAUAUCUUUUCUAAAAUAUACCUUGUUUUAAACUAGAACUUCAAGGUUGGGUAAAUGUGUUAUCAGAUGUCCAAUAAAACGGUGGACAUUAGAUCAUCUGUCCCAAUAUGUAGAUACCAAAAUAAACUUUACUUAAAGGGACACUAUAGUCCUAAACCGCCUAAUUAGAGAGCCGCCUCUGACAACAGCCAUCAGUAUAGAGCGACACUGUAUCAAUAUAAAUAUAUUUGAAUUAAGAAUUCUAACCACUAAUUUUGUUUUAUAGUUCAAGAGGACAGCACUUCACAGAGCAUCACUCGAAGGCCACAUAGAAAUAAUCAAGAAACUAAUAGACAGCGGGUCGUCAGUCAACUUCAGAGACAGGGUACGACAUAUUCAAAGACCAAAAUGAAAGUUAGACUUUGUCACUGAGAUUAGUGUUAUAAGUAUAUUGAAUAUCAAUCGCAGAAGUAGUUUGAGAAUACAGAGGUUGGAAAUGCAUUUAGAUGAAACCAGAUUUAAGAAGCAGUGAUGUAAAAGAAAAAAAUCUAAGGAGAAAAUUGUAACAGCUUGCAAAAUUUAGACCAAGAUUGAUUGUAAACUCCCGACAACUAAUUAUAUGGCGAAUACAACCCAUUACGCUAUAUAAGCAGUUCUUUACAAGGACACUACGGUCACCCAGACCACUUCAUCUCAAAGCACUGCUGUAUCCUUGUCCUCUGAAACCCUGCAAUAUAAAACAUUGAGGUUUUUUAGAAACGAAUGUUUACAUUGCAUAGCCAUUAGCACUUCUAAUAAAUGUCAGUAUGACUCGGUCACAAGACAAGGAAGCCCCCAUAGAAAAUCAUUAAUUCAAUGCUUUCCUAUGGAGAAGUUUGAAUGUGCGCGUGGCACUCACCAUCCAUGCAUAUUAGGUCACCGAUACUCCUCUAUGAGAAGCACUGGAUUCGAGCAUCGCAGAGGAAGCCAUGCCUUCUCCAUUAUAUUGCAGGAGACAAAUGGUAAGUAAAGCUUCUUUUUAUCUUAUUUUAAUCCAAACAAGGGCGGAGGGACACCACAAUGCAAUGGGACAGAGACGCUAUACUGAUAGGAAUACAGGUUUGUAUUCCUAGUGCUAUAGUGCUCCUCCUUUAAAAGCAACCCAAUAUCAUUGCACCUUUUAAUUUAAUUGUAAAUAGACUUACCAUAGUAAGGAUGAAAUGACCACCUACAAGCUAUGUAGAGAUACAAAAUGUAAUUUGUUCAAUUUUUGUUUGUUUCGUUGAUACAUUUUAUUCCCUUUCAAUCUUCUCUAAUUGCAUGUUGACCCCAUCUCUUACUGUUAUAGGUAAUGAGGUCCUUUAUUUUCUGAUCAAAUAGGGGUAAAUAUUGCAGUUUUAUACAUCAGAAAGGUCCAUCCCUACCAAUUGGAAUGCAAGAGAAGCCAAACAGUCAUAUAAAAAUGCAAGAAGCCAAACAGUCAUAUAAAAGGUCAUACUGUCUAGUAACGCCUUAUUUUACCCCUAGCCAUCUCUAUUCUUGUAUUUGUAUUUUAUAUCAUUCAAUAACAAUAGGUAAGUUAGCUGGAAAUGCUACGCCCUACCUAGCUUGGCAGUCCCCUAGAGACAUUAUGUGUUGUGUCCAUGCUCUGUCUAGAUAUAUACAGAGAGGAGUUAUGUCCCAAAAUGCUCCACAAAUUACGACAGCUAAUUGUCUCUUAAUCCUACAAGAUCUAGUGGAACACGUCUGGAGAACACUAACAUAGAACUAAGAUGAUCAAAUGUUAGUCUUCUCAUGGGUAAAUCCCCUAAUAGUUGUUAAAAGUGUAUAUUAUAAAAACAUGAUAUAGUGCGCUUAUUGUACUUAUAGUUUUUAAACAUAUUUUCAGACACGGGAAUGCCUUAAUUUCAAGUUUCCCUUCACGCUGUUCCAAUAAUGUCACCAAUUUAUUAUGCCGAGAACUGUGGGACUCGUCAACCCAUUUCAGACAUCCGAUCAACACUAGUUUGUUACCUUAAUAAGAAGUAACUUAGCAUACCUCUGAUGCAGAUCUCCACUGAUUGGUCUUCGUUGGGGCAAUAUUAUUUCCCCCUGUUUGCCAUUGUCUUCAAACCUGAAAAGCAUACCCUGAUCAUUUUUAUGUCCUGUACUUUUUAAUUCCUAAAUAAAAGACAGAUUGACAAAAAAAAAAGCGAACAUCGUCAAUGAUUGGUGAUGAUAAGUAAAAAGAGAAUUGAAUGUCUCCCUUUUUGUAGCUGGAUUGCACAGCCAUCCAUUGGGCUUGUCGUGGGGGCAAAGUGGAAGUGGUGAAACUUCUUCAGGAUAGUGGAGCUGAAAUUAAUCUUAAAGAUAAGGUAAGAGCCAUAUCAAUAUCAAUAAAAGUGCACCAAAGCUAACAUACAUUAAAUAUUUGACCAGUUAUAAAAACGUUACAAGUCAUAUUUAUAGCGUGAGUCAGUUUCUAUAAGAAAAACAUAUGAGAUUAAAUGACAAAAAAACAACAACAUUUUCCAGAUAUUUGGGAAGUUCCUGACAUUUAAUUCACUCUGUAGAUUUUAAUCUUUUGCACCAUAGUGGCUUAACUUAACUAAAUUAAUAUGGAAAUACUAGAUUAAUAUUGUGUUUACAAGACUGUGGCUGAAGGAGUGGACAGGGGACGGAAACGGACUAUUCGAAAACAUUGCAUUUAACUUUAUGACCUACUGGAGUCACUGAAGACAAAACCCGAGUAUUUUAAAUAGUCAAAUUAACUUUACAACAUAUUUAUUGCAUUUGAAUUGUUACUUUAGUUUUACUACUUUAGAACUCUAAUCUACUUACAUAUUUCAAACACUCUGUUCUCAAAGAAAACUGGGAUACUAGGAUAGAAAAGAGGGUCAGAGGCUUCAAAGGACCGUCCCACAUAAAUAGGGCAAGAAGCAGACGAAGAAGUAUGCCAUUGAUCUAUACCUGAUGUUUAAUUUAGGAAUGCAUUGUAUUGACAACAAAGGAUAGUAAAUCCCAUCCACUGUAGAAUUUAAGGAGUAAAAUAAAAUGUAUUCAGAAUAACCACAAUAUCACAAAGAGCAUUGGUGUUUGAUGGACAGGUAAAGAGGGGCUCUUGCCCAUGGCUGGAAUUUUGACACAAGUAAUUCUUGACUCAUCCCUAAUUUGCUAAGAAUCAACUUACUGUUGUUGGUGACAAUUGCCAUGGAACAUCGGAGAUGACUAUAUUAUUAUUGAGGACAGGGGUAGCUAGCUAGCACAUCACUGUAAAUAUAGGCCUAGACAAUUUCCUUUGAUUAUUUCUUUGUCCCAAAUCUAGGUUGUAUAUUGGUGGGGUUUAGAGCCAGACAUUUUGUAUUUUCUGCUUAUCACAUCGCUCAGUGUUUAACUUGAAGCUGUAUUCUGCAUUUAUUGUUUUGUUGUAACCAUUUUGAUUUUAUUUUUUAGCUUCUAAGCACUCCUUUACAUGUUGCCACAAGAACCGGUCGUGCUGACAUUGUGGAGCACUUGAUUGCAACCGGAGUGGAUAUAAACUCCAAAGACAGGGUACGGCUAAGAAUUUCUUCCUGAUUCCCUUUAAAUCACUCUCCAAAAACAAAGCUAUACCCCAGAAAUCCCUUAUAUGUCAUGAAAUGGAAAGUGUAUUUUUAUUGAAGCAGCAUACUUUGCCAGCUCAUACAUUGAGAACAAAGCAGUAGUUUAAUACAUAGAUUGAUAUUCAGGGAUGUUAACAUUUCUGUAAAGUUAACUAGAGAAAUAGAUAAGCUGGCUACUGUGCCAGAUAUAGCAUCAAUUGAAACCUCAGAGCUGUAGGUUCUAUACCUGGCAGAGUCAAAACAUGGGUAAUGUGGCUGGUUGGUGUUCAAAGUCAAGAUCAACUAUUUUUGCCGCUACUCGUCACAUUUGGUUUUAUUACAACAGUAUUUUACACUGUGUUUUGAAACUUCCCAUUUAAAGGGAGUUUUCAGUCUGGAGUUAACUUCUAAUUUUAACACAUUACUUUUUAAGCCCACAACAAGCCUCCAUCCUAUAUGUGUGGCCUAAUCACUGGUUUUACAUUUUACAUAUAUUAUGUACUGAUAAUAAGGAAAUGUACUUAUUGUGAUAUCAGGAGUGGGUGGGCUUUGAGAAUGUCCUGGUUCUUAUUAAACUCUUUGGAAACAGUUUAAAAAAAAAAAAAAAAAAAGAUUUAAUCUGCGUUUUUAUUAUGCUAGAAAUUCAUAGGAUUGUCUUCUACUAUUUUGCGCCAUUACUGUAGAUUUUGAAUUAAUGGAAGAUUUGUGUAUUUACAGGAAGGUGACACUGCUCUCCAUGAUGCGGUCAGACUGAAUCGCUACAAAAUUAUCAAAAUGCUUAUUCUAUAUGGAGCAAACAUGAUGACCAAAAAUAUGGUACGUAUCCUGUGUGUGUAGUUGUAGGCAGACUGACCACAAGGGUUAUUGGGCACUGACCGUGGGUCCUUCACUGGGAAGGGCAGAGACAAACACAGUCACCACACAAACUGGAUUAUUUAUGUGAAAAAAACACCUUAUUUUGACUGAGGGUCCAUAUUGCUGUUGAGCUUCCUUUGUGUUAUUGUACUUUAUUCAUAUUAGGAGGUUUAUUCACCCUGAACCAACAUUCUGAUAAGAGUACACUGAACUGUUAAAUCUGGUCCUAAAAAAUGUCCGUUGGCUCUGCUGUAAACUGUAGAUAAAGCAAACAAGUUUCAUGUGCUACAUUUAGUUUAAAGGGAUAAUAUGGGCAUCAAAACAACUUUAGCUUAAUGAAGCCGUUUUUGUGUAUAGAUCAUGUCCCUGAAGUCUCGCUGCUCAAUUAUCUACCAUUUGGGAGUUACAAUAAUUUUGCUUCUGUUUAUGCAGCCCUAGACCCACCUCCCCUGGCUAUGGCUGACAACACCUGCAUGGGGGGGAAAAAUUGUUUAAUUUUCAAUCAGAUGUUUACUUGCUUUAGACAUUUUUUUUAUCCUGCUCUGUAAAUUGAACUUUAAUUACACACAGGAGGCUUGUGCAGGGUCUAGAAGGCUAUUAACAGAGCAGAUGAUAAAUUCUAGAGUAAACAGACUGUGCAAUAAAGGUAGGUUAAACAUUAGAUCUCACUUUACAGGAAGUGUUUAGGAAGAAUGUGUAAUUCACAUGCAGUGGGGGCGGGGGGUGACUAGAACUCUAUAAACAUGAUUUAACUAAAUGGCAGAUAAUUGAGCAAUGAGACUGCAGGACCUGCUUCAUUAAACUAAACUUGUUUUGGUGCUUGUAGUAUCUCUUUAAGUAAAAUAGAUUGGGUAAAUCCGUUAACUACGUUGCUGCAGAGACUUGUUUGUAAAUCUUCCUGGGCAUUUAAAUUUUCCAGUGGGUGUCAUGGUCCAUUACACGUUAAGGUGCGGCUGAAUUCUCUUAGCGGAUUACAAGUCUACACUACUUACUGAGAAGCAGUUCCUCCACUGAAGUCUAUGGGAAAUCUGGAAUUCAGUAAGCAGAGUUAAUUCUUACUAUUCCAGGAUAAUCCAGCACCACAGGCUUGUUUUGCUUUUUUUCUAUUUUUGCAUUAUUUUUUUUACUUUGUUGAGAAAGAGCAAUGGUUAAUGCAGCGCUGUCACCCCCUGAUAAAAUGAGUAUUUCAUAAAGAUAGAAUCUAUGAAAUACUCAUGACUGUGAUGGAAUCUCAUUGAAUUUCCAACUCAUUCAGGAGUUAUACAGAGACAAGGUACGGACUACUUCGUCUCUCUAUUUCUCCUCUUUGACACAAGGCGGAGCUAUAUUCUCGCGUGAUUCCCCCAUUGACCUCAAUUCUGUACUCUCGCACAUGCACAGAGUACAGCAGUGACAUUGGCGCAAAAGAGAACCCCGCUGGGUCAAGAUGGAGGCACCGGCGAGGGACAGGUUCAAGUAAGUUAACUCACUUUUACCUGCCCCCUUCCCUCUCCCCCGCAACCGUACCACCAGCAGCGAUGUCACCACCGGGGGACUUUGUGAAUUUGACAGUGCCGCUUUAAGGAAUAAUUCUCUAAACAUUAUGUUAUUAAUGUGCAUCUCUGUGCCCAUUGCAGAAUGGCAAAACGCCCACAGAUUUGGUACAACAAUGGCAAGCAGAUACAAAAGAGGCACUGGCGAAGAGGACAGAAAAAGGCACGGAAAAGAAGUGUGAAGCGGAACCGUGAAAAUCUCUGUGAAUCCCGGAGGGUGAAUUCACUGAACAGGGAAUUGUGGGAACACAUGAAGUAAUUGCAAAUUCUAAGCCAAAAGAGCUGGGUUUUUCCAAUUCAGCUAUUUUGGUCUAAAACACGUAGUACUUUUUUAAAUGCCCACAGUUCCCAAUUUUAGAGAAUAAACCCCCUUAGUAUAUUAAGCACUGGAAAAGAAGCAUCUGAAAGUGAUUGACUGUAAAGUAUUUUAUUUAUUUUUUUAAAUGCAGACUGUCUAGACUUCUGUAAAAUAGGAUGUAUCAUUGUAUUAUUCAAUAUUAUAUAUACAUAUUUAGAGAAAAUGGUAGUAAAUAGAGAACUGACCUUGUGUAUAGAUAAAUUCAUUCAGUAUCUUGCUUUCUAACUUGGAAUGUCAGUCCCUAAGUCAUAGUGAUUUACUUAUUCUAAAGUAACAAUAUUUAUUUGAGAAAAUCUUUAUUAUUAUUAUUGCCAUUUAUAUAGCGCCAACAGAUUCCAUAGCACUUUAUAAUAUUAUGAGAGGGGGGAUUUAACUAUAAAUUGGACAAUUAUAAGAAAACUUACAGGAACGAUAGAUUGAAGAUAAUGAAAUAUUAGUACUAAGCACUUGGAUCUGGUGGUAUGAAUGGUUAGCACAUGCCUCAAAUAUUGCAUACCUUCCAAGUGUCCCUUUUUAGGAGGGACAGUCCCUCCCUAUUUUGGGCCAAAUCCCUCUGUCUCUCUUUUCUAUCCUAAUGUUCCUCUUUUCUAUUACGUCCAUCACAUAAUAUGAAUAGACAUUCCUAUUAGAACUGAAGCUACUGUCAAAGAUCUGCCCAGAGUCCCACUUCAACAGAAAGUGGAGGGUACAAAACACAUGUAAUUAACACAAAGAAAAACUUUCCCUGGUGAUUAAACUAUCUCUGUUCUGUUAUGUAAUAACAAAAUCAUUAAAGCGACUCUGUCUCCUCCUGGA